AUGGGAUUGUUUCAGUGGCUGACUACCCUUCUGGGCGGCACUCUUGCCGUCCAGGGCGUCCUCGCCCUUGAUCUCAACGUUGAUGAUGAAGACUCCUUGAAAAGCGCAGCCAAACAGGUUGCUACCGACAUGAUCACAUACUACCACGCUCGUGACUCGAAGGAUAUCCCUGGCAAGUUCGACGGCACCUGGUGGGAGGGCGGGUCCAUGUUCAUGAUCCUUAUGUCAUAUUGGUGGUUGACCGGCGACUCCCAGUUCAACCAGGCCAUCCAGGAUGGCAUGUACUGGCAAAAAGGCGACGACAACUUCUUCCCGUCCAACUACAGUCAGUAUCUGGGGAACGACGAUCAAGUGUUCUGGGGUUUGGCUGCCAUCACCGCCGCCGAGUUCAACUUUCCCGAGCGUGCUGGCGAACCGUCGUGGCUGUCACUGGCGCAGGGUGUGUUCAAUACCCAGACUCCGCGCUGGGAUGGCAGCAGCUGUCGUGGUGGAAUGCGCUGGCAAAUCUGGCCCUACCAGAAUGGCUACAAUACCAAGAAUGCCAUCUCCAACGGCGGUCUGUUCCAGCUUGCGGCCCGUCUGGCCCUCUACACCCGCAAUGAGACCUAUGCCACCUGGGCUGAACGCAUCUGGGACUGGAGUGCCUCGACCCCGUUGCUCAAACAAAAGGACUGGAAUAUUGCCGACACGACCAGCUGUGAGUCGCAAUGCACCGACCAUGGUGACUUCCAAUGGACGUACAACUAUGCUACCUAUAUCAGCGGUGCCGCCUACAUGUACAACUACACCGACGGCGCCGCAGAGAAAUGGAAGGACGGCAUUGACGGAUUACUUCAAACAUCCAACCAGUUUUACCCAACCAAGGGCUAUGAUGGGGCCGAUGGUAACAUCCUCACCGAAAUCACCUGCGAGGAUCGCAAACUCUGCGACCGCAAUCAACUUACCUUCAAGGCCUACUUUACCACUUGGCUUGCCUAUAUGACCACCAUCGUGCCACAUACAGUUAACCUAGUAUUUCCCAAACUGAAGACUUCGGCCAUAGGCGCUGCCAACCAGUGCUCGGGCGGGGAUAACGGCAAACAUUGCGGAACUCGCUGGUACGCGCCGACCUGGGACGGCACCUCAGGCCUGGAGCAGCAGAUGAGCUGCCUCGGUGCAUUUACUUCGGUCCUUGUUCCCUUCAAGAACCAGGCCCCUUACACUGCUCAGACCGGUGGCAUAUCCAAGAGCAAUCCGAAUGCUGGUACCAAUGGUGCCAAUAACCAAAUGCCCCAGUUGAACGAUAUCAACACCAGCGACCGGGCCGGUGCUGGGAUUGUGACUGCGAUUGUUAUCACCGGCUGGAUGUUGGCCAUAACAUGGAUGAUCCGUGGUGGUUGA
Penicillium alfredii is the source of this 1380-nucleotide messenger RNA. Its product is annotated as glycoside hydrolase family 76 protein. The record is from RefSeq and is a predicted model, not a curated record. Lineage: Eukaryota; Fungi; Ascomycota; Eurotiomycetes; Eurotiales; Aspergillaceae. Gene Ontology annotation, molecular function: mannan endo-1,6-alpha-mannosidase activity. The transcript is spliced from 3 exons. Gene Ontology annotation, biological process: fungal-type cell wall biogenesis; carbohydrate catabolic process. The coding region runs from base 1 to 1380 and encodes 459 amino acids.